Molecule: messenger RNA, 590 nt
Organism: Notothenia coriiceps (black rockcod)
Lineage: Eukaryota; Metazoa; Chordata; Actinopteri; Perciformes; Nototheniidae
Product: phosphomannomutase 2-like
Exons: 5
Biological process (GO): protein N-linked glycosylation; GDP-mannose biosynthetic process; mannose metabolic process
Cellular component (GO): cytosol
Molecular function (GO): phosphomannomutase activity
Source: RefSeq, a predicted model, not a curated record
UGAUCCAGAAAGUGGACUACUUGUUUGCUGAGAAUGGUCUUGUGGCCUAUAAGGAUGGACAGUUGCUCUGUAUCCAGUCUAUUCAGGCCCACAUGGGAGAAGAGUUGCUCCAGGAUUUCAUUAACUUCUGUCUCAACUACAUGGCCAAGAUCAAACUGCCUAAGAAGAGGGGGACAUUCAUUGAAUUCCGUAACGGCAUGUUAAACGUCUCCCCUAUUGGGCGCAGCUGUACCCCGGAAGAGAGGAAGGAGUUCUACGAGCUGGAUCAGAAAGAGAAAAUCAGAGAGAAGUUUGUGUCAAUAUUAAAGGAAGAAUUCAAAGGAAAAGGACUGUCAUUUUCAAUCGGAGGCCAGAUCAGCUUUGAUGUUUUUCCUGACGGCUGGGAUAAGACAUUCUGUUUGAGGUUUGUUGAGGAGGACUUCUCAGCCAUCCACUUCUUUGGGGACAAGACCAAACCUGUGAGUAUGCUAACAGAACAACAUGGUUCUUCUUUCAAAGUGAGAAUAUCCCUUGGACAGCCGGCUCAGGCCAUACACACAAUCGACAAACUUACACUUUUUGUCAACAAGUUGUAAGUCUGUGCUGUCUGU